AAAAAAAAAUAAUUUAAUUACAAAGAUGCCUUUAUUAAAGCGUAAACGAUUCGCAGCCAUAGAAACACCUACCUACGAUGCCGAUAAGAAAGAGUCUAGAGAGAGUACUGUUUGGUACUUGCCAUUAACCAAAGAGAUCUUUAAAGAUUAUUCAGAGUAUUUAAAGCGUGCAUCACUUUACCGUAAACCUAUUUGGCAAUGUGAAUCUACUGGUAAAUCCAAUUUGACGUUAGGACAAGCCUUAGAAAGUGAAAAAAUCGAAAAAGAACGUGUUCAAGAUAAAUUACCAGAAGAACUUCAGAAACGAGUCUUACUUCAUGUCCAAUUCCAAACGUUGCGGUUAGAUGCUAUUGUGGAAGACGUAUACAAAUAUUUCGCCCAUCGUUAUGUAGACGGAGAAAUAUUGAAUUGUAUUUGGGAUGAUAAUAUUGCUUAUACCGCCAAGGUGUUAAGUGAAGUAGAUCCUUCUCAAAUAGAUGCACAAGUGGUAGACGAGAAAAAUGACGUACAUUACUAUAAGGUGCAAUUGAUUGACGAGAAUGCGGAAGGUAUUGAUGAUUGCAUCAAAGUCGUACCUUCUUCCAAAUUAAAACGUGAUCGAUUGGCAUUUUCCAAGAAUUUAUUAAAGAAAUUUAUCAAGGAGUACACCAUCAAGGAUUCAUAUAUCGGUGCACCAUGGAUUAUUCGACAGGAUACGGCAGAUCGUUUUGGCAUUGACACUACGCUUCCCAAAGACCUUCAAUUGGCAAGAGAUAUUGCCUAUUCGAAAUCCCGAAAGAAGCGAACCGAAGCCAUUGUGGCUGCUAGUACUGCCUCAACUGAAUCAUUGGACGAUCCACGUCUCUUAUUGGACGCUAAAAAAGUGGAGAGUACCUUGAAAUACCCUAUGGAAGAUCUUAAUGUCCCCAUUUACCGCAGAGAUCCUUCAGGAUCCGGGCCCAUCAUGGAUAUGACGCCUGGUACAAAAGGUCACACUCAAUUGGCUCCUAACCCCACAGGCGGUUUACCUCCACGUCCUCAACCCAACCGUGAAAGUAGUAUUCCCAAGGACGCUUAUGGACCCUUCUUAAUGGUCUGGUCCUUCUUGGGCGUCUUUUCUCAUCCACUCAAGUUAUCACCCUUCUCGUUGGAUGAUUUUGAAAAUGCUUUACGACACCAUUCACCUACCACCAUUUUAAUUGAGAGUAAUAUUGCGUUGCUUAAUGCGAUUAUCACUCAACGUGAUCGUUUAAAGAAGGAGAGUUUGGGUCAUGGAUCUACCGCUUUACAAGCCAUGACGUCUUUAUAUGGAUCCGGCUAUCAAUCCUGUCGUAGCAGUCAAUCACACCCUUUUCAACAAGGAGGAGAAGAAGAAGAAGAAGGAGACGUGUUGAUGAAAUCUCGUGUACAGCCUCGAAAGACGACAACGGAAAGAGGAUGUGGUAGUGCACCUGUGGAAGCCAUCAGUUUGAAUUGGGAUCAUGGUACAGUGGAUACCUAUGAUGAACGUCUAGGAUGGGAAGAUAUCUUGAUUGGUUUUAUCAAUCAAUUGGCACCCAUGGAAAUGAUGGAUGAUGUCGAUCGUAUCUUGAGUCUACUUGUGCCUCGUGUUGCAUCGACAUCCGAUGAACGUGAAAGAGCUUAUAUUAAUUUAAGUUUGGGUGAUAAAAUCAAGGUGUUUGAAUUACUUUUAAGUGUAGCAAAUGAAUCUCAUGUCAUCAAGUCAUAUAUGGAAGAAUGUCAGGAUCAAAUGACAGAAUUACGUAAACAAAAGAUUGAACUGAGUCGUGAACGUAAAAGAAUUCAUGCCGAACGACGUGAAAUGGAGGAUAAGCAAACGGAAGAAAGCAAUCAAAACCCUGACCCGAUUGAAUCUGACAGUGAUUCUGACGAUGAUUCGAAUGCCAGUGAUAAUGACGAAGCAAGCAAUCUUCGUAAGGCACAACGUAAAGCAGAACAACUUUCUCGUCAUGAAUCCAGACAAGCCACAUUAAAACGUCGUCAAGCCGAGAUGAAGGAACGUGAAGCGAAACGAUUAAAACAACACCAUCUUCAACGAGAAGAAGCGCGUGUUCGUAACCAAGAGCAAAAGCAACGUGCGGACGCGCGUCGACGAUUGGAUGAGGAUGAACGUGCGAUGCAUAAAAAGGAGGAACACGUGGAACGAGAUAUGCGUAAAUACAGUAACCACCGUAUUAAACCGUUGGGACGCGAUAAAUUCUAUAACCGAUAUUAUUAUUUGGACGAUAUUGGAGGUACACUUGUCCAUGGAUCGGGUAAAUUGUUCGUUCAAUGCCCAAGCGAUACGGAUUUGAUGGUGAUCUGGGAGCGUGAUUUUGAAGCGUCCCCCGAUGCGACGGUUUCUCUGCCAUGCGGGCGUGGGGGAGGUGUCAAGUUCGUCACACAACUUUUAGUAGAACAGGGUAUGCGUCCAGAGGCAGAAUACAUGGAAAACAGAUUAGAAUCCUUGUAUAAGGCGGGGGGAAAUACUACAAACGAAUGGUGGCAAUCCUACGACGAACCUGAACAAUUGCAAAGUUUAUUAGAAUGGUUAAACCCUAAAGGUAUUCGUGAAUUCAGAUUAAAGAGAGAACUUGAAAAGCAAAUUCAUAACUUGACCAAUGGCAUGAAGAAGCGCGUUGCAGAUCAAAUUGUUUCAAACAAGCAUGAAACAGCUCGUCGUAACACACGCAGUAAAGCUGCUCCGCAAUUCCCACCUGGAUCUUGGCUCGCUUAUACCAAUAAGCUUGCUUAAAGAACUAGCUAAGGGUGUGGGGGAGUAAAAUGAAAGAAAAUAAAACUGAAAAUAACACUAGUAAUAAUUAUAUAAAAUCUCUACACUCUUAUUUAUAUUAUGAACGCGUUUUUGUGAGAUCUUUUUAUGUCUCUGUGUUAAAAAGAAGAAGAAAGCAUUACACAGGGAGAGAUGAAUCCCCGUGUUUGAAUUGACGCGAGAAU
Mucor mucedo is the source of this 2937-nucleotide messenger RNA. RefSeq names its product ATP-utilizing chromatin assembly and remodelling N-terminal-domain-containing protein. The coding region runs from base 26 to 2734 and encodes 902 amino acids. Lineage: Eukaryota; Fungi; Mucoromycota; Mucoromycetes; Mucorales; Mucoraceae. The record is from RefSeq and is a predicted model, not a curated record. The transcript is spliced from 11 exons.